AUGACCGACACCGUUCGCACCAUUACUCAGCUGAUGAGGCAAAUCGCACCUCCGGUGGAGAAGCCACAUUCAAAAAUCAGUAUCAUUGGAGUCGGACAGGUGGGCAUGGCUUGCGCUUUCAGCAUCCUCACAUCGCAAAUCGCCAGUGAAAUCGCCCUGGUGGACGUCGACGAGCAGAAACUGAAGGGCGAGAUGAUGGAUCUACAGCAGGGCAUGGCGUUCACGCGUUCUGCUGUUAACAUUAGGGCCGACAAAGAUUAUGCCGUGACAAGUGGUUCGAAGAUCUGCAUCAUUACAGCAGGUGUUCGACAACGCUCUGACGAAAGCCGUCUCAGCUUGGUGCACCGUAACGUAGAAAUAUUCAGUAAUAUCAUUCCAAAGCUAGUCCACUACAGUCCUGAUACGAUUCUGUUGAUAAUCUCUAAUCCGGUUGACAUUUUGACCUACGUGUCAUGGAAAAUCAGCGGGUUGCCAGCGGAACGUGUUAUUGGAUCGGGUACCAACUUGGACUCCGCACGACUUCGGUUCAUGAUGUCACAGGAGCUGAAUAUUGCUCCAUCGUCUUGCCACGGCUGGAUAAUUGGCGAGCACGGUGACUCUAGCGUCGCCGUCUGGUCUGGCAUCAAUGUUGCGGGUGUGACACUGGCAGAAAUCAACCCAAAAAUGGGCGAAGAUGAGGACCCCGAGAACUGGAAAGAAAUGCACCGAAAGGUCAUCGAUAGCGCGUAUGAAAUCAUCAGGCUAAAGGGCUAUACGAGUUGGGCGAUUGGCCUGUCGGUGUCCAGCAUAUGCUCAUCGAUAAUGCGUAACCUGAGACAAGUGUACGCGUUAUCCGUGAACAUUAAGGGCAUGCAUAACAUCAACGAAGAGAUCUACCUGUCGUUACCAUGCGUUAUUGGUGAAAACGGUAUUUCGCAUAUCAUCCAUCAGAACCUGUCCGAACGUGAGCUGGCAGAUCUGCAACGAUCCGCAAAGACCUUGCAUGAAAUUCAAUCUCAACUGAAUUUAUGA
Messenger RNA from Soboliphyme baturini, 1011 nucleotides. The record is from the annotation of a GenBank genome assembly. Lineage: Eukaryota; Metazoa; Nematoda; Enoplea; Dioctophymatida; Soboliphymatidae.